Molecule: messenger RNA, 381 nt
Organism: Clonostachys rhizophaga
Lineage: Eukaryota; Fungi; Ascomycota; Sordariomycetes; Hypocreales; Bionectriaceae
Source: the annotation of a GenBank genome assembly
AUGUUCGGUGCCCGCCAGUUCGCCCGCAGCGCCCCGCGCUUUGCUGCCCAGCUCCGCGCCCCUGCCCAGCGCCGCCUCCUCACCACCGGCGAGAACGAGUUCAUCAAGGAACGUCAGCACAUCAAGGAGCACGCCAAGGGCACCACUGAGCUGUGGAAGAAGAUCUCCAUCUAUGCUGUGAUCCCCGCCCUCGGCCUCGCUAGCGCCAACGCCUGGUACCUCUGGAACGCCCAUUGGGACCACUGGUCUCACCUCCCUCCUCUGGAGGAGCGCACUGAGUACCCCUACCAGAACAUCCGCAGCAAGAACUACCAGUGGGGUGAUGGUGACAAGAACAGCUGGAACGAGAGCGUCAACUACCACCGCAAGGACAAGGCCUAA